Messenger RNA from Neocloeon triangulifer, 1476 nucleotides. RefSeq lists its product as uncharacterized. The coding region runs from base 60 to 1250 and encodes 396 amino acids. The record is from RefSeq and is a predicted model, not a curated record. Gene Ontology annotation, biological process: sensory perception of taste. Gene Ontology annotation, cellular component: dendrite; axon; neuronal cell body. The transcript is spliced from 6 exons. NCBI's taxonomy places the organism in Eukaryota, Metazoa, Arthropoda, Insecta, Ephemeroptera, Baetidae.
CUCCAGAGACCCCAAAGCCGGCCUCUGAGAGAGGGCAAGAGACGCUUCGAUGUGGUCCGAUGACUUUGAACCGUUUUCAAAGUGGUCCUUUUUACACCAGGAUAAGACCGUUCGUUUUCAUUUGCAAAGCGAUGGCCACUUUUCCUUUGCAAAACAUCCAGGCCAGUGAUGGUCGCGAACUGAAGCACCGUUGGUGCAGUGCAAUUUUCCUCUACGACAUAAUCGUUUGUCUACUUAUUGGAACUUUCUUCAGCUACACUUCAUAUUGCCUUGUUCAGGAGGUAAAGGGCCAGGAUGAUAAAUUUUAUUUGGUUGUGUGGCUUUACUUCACGGCUUUGGCCGCCGGGUCGAGAAAUUUCUGUCAGUUCGUCUUGUGUCACUACUACGCUCACAAAUACCCACAACUUUUGACGGCCCUCGAGGAUUAUUACCAAGGAAUUGGGACUGAAAUUCUAGAAUCGAGAAGAUACGUCUUUAGGCUGCAGUUAAUACCAAUCUUAAGGACAGUAUUUUUCCUCAUAAUUUUGACUGCUGCAUCUUACUCGUUCUUCAUACAGUUCCACGGUUCCACCUGGGUAGCCUGCGCGAGCUACGUGUUGAUCAACCUUUGGAAAGAGUUGCCGAUGAGCAUGUUCAUUUGUAUUUGCGCCCACCUUCGUCCGAGGUUCGAUCAGCUCGUGCUAGGUUUGGCCAAAAUCCGCGAAAGCGACGACUCGCCGGAAAGCGUGAAGCGGUUGGAAAACCUGCGCCUGCAAUACGCGGCCAUGAUGAACAUUUUGGGCAUCUUGCAAAAGUGCUACGGCAUGCAGUUGGCGUUCAACAUCCUCUUCUUCAUUUUGGACACGAUCCUGCAGCUCUUCAUAUUCUUCGUCUUCACCAGCUCGCAGAAUAUUUUACUCCUCACCUUGUCGGUUUACUUCUUCAUCGCUGCGUGCGGAGUGAUUUUCUACAUCGACCGACUCGAGAGAAAGAUGGAAGGUCUUCUAGACGCACUGAACGCUUUUGAACUCGAGGGAAAGUCUUUGAGUCUCAAGUAUCAGUUGAAAUUGUUCAUUACACAAAUAGCUGCUCGUCCAAUCAAAAUAUCCGCGUCUGGAUUUUGCUUAAUCAACAACACAUUGAUCGCAGGGCUUUUUGGGGCGAUCGCGACGUAUUUGAUUGUGAUGCUGAACUUUGCUCCCUACAUCGUUGAAUGGGCCAAUGACACAAUGAUAACCAGAAGGCAGCCACAAUGGCAGACUUCGUUCUAAUCUGAUUAAUUAAUAAUUUAUCUUUUAGCAAGCAAGGAGUACACGAAAAGUUCAAAAACCAAUAAACAAAUGAAAACAUCAGUAGGGUUUCCUUGACGUGUCCGAGAAACGGUCUUCAAAAUUUUUCUAGAAAUCCACCCCUGUAAGUGGGAUGAAUAUAAUGAUUUUAUUCAUAAUUUAAAAUAAAGAACUUAUCAAAGUUCCUUGUUAUGCGAAAAUUUAUGAA